AUGCGCUCCAAGUCACUUCUCUUUGCUUCGUUUACUCUCUGCCUCUCAGCGAAUGCAGCUUCCAGCACUUCCUACUUCCCCAACGAGCUGCACGAUGGCCCAAUAUCCGCACAGUUUGUGUCAACUGGUGAAAACAUUGACAGACCAAGAAUUUCCCCAGGCGUCAACGCUUCUACAUUUGACUGGUGGUACUUUGACGUUGCUUCGACCUCGUCCGCCAACGAGACGAUCACAGUAGUCUUCUUCGAACGCGGCCCUACCGGUUUCCUUGGUAAUGUGACGACCGAGAACACUCUAUCUGUGCAGGUAACUGGCACGAUGAAGAACGGUACUGUAUACAACAUACAGUCGGAUGCAUCUGCGAAUGCAAGCGCAGUGAUCAAUACUUCUAACAAUUCGAUUUACGGCGACUGGGAGACGACCGGUUUCCGGUUCGCUGGUACCGAGGGUGGGACAAAGUAUACGAUCUCGAUCAACGAUGCUAAGCAUGAAAUCUUCGGUAGCAUCACCUUUGAAAGUACCGCACCAGGUCACCUUCCUUGUGGCACGAACUCGUCUGCCGGUGAAACCGAGCUUAUAACACCGCACGUCGGUUGGGCGAACAUCUUGCCUGGUGCGCAUGCCGCCGUCUCCCUUACUCUCCGCGGCGAAGAGAUACAAUACAAUGGUGUCGGAUACCACGAUAAGAAUUGGGGUGACGUACCGUUCGCAUCGAUUGUGCAAAACUGGUACUGGGGUCAUGCGAUCGUUGGGCCUUAUACGCUUGUCUGGUUCGAUGCGAUGCUGCGCGAUGGUCACGAAUACACUUCUGGAUACGUGUCAAAGAACGGUGUCUUACAGCUCGCGAGUUGUGCGGAAGGCCGACACUCCGUUAGGCCAUGGGGUGAAAACAGUGCCUAUCCACCUACAAACACGACCGGAAGAGCACAAGGGUUGGAAGUAUACUAUAAGCUAGAUGAUGGAGAUAUCUUGACGGCGAACGUUACCACUGGAGCUCCUCAGAUUGAAUUUAGCAACUACGCGCGUUACAUCGCUUCGGUAGAGGGAUCACUCUUAGGGUCGCAGAAUAGAAGUUACAGCGGUGUAGGAAUAUGGGAGCUUUUUCGAUUCUAG
Molecule: messenger RNA, 1113 nt
Organism: Bipolaris victoriae FI3
Lineage: Eukaryota; Fungi; Ascomycota; Dothideomycetes; Pleosporales; Pleosporaceae
Exons: 3
Coding region: 1-1113 (370 amino acids)
Source: RefSeq, a predicted model, not a curated record